This is a messenger RNA of Alosa sapidissima (American shad), 4166 nucleotides long. RefSeq names its product YKT6 v-SNARE homolog (S. cerevisiae) (gene ykt6). NCBI's taxonomy places the organism in Eukaryota, Metazoa, Chordata, Actinopteri, Clupeiformes, Clupeidae. The transcript has 8 exons. Gene Ontology annotation, cellular component: Golgi apparatus. The record is from RefSeq and is a predicted model, not a curated record. Gene Ontology annotation, biological process: endoplasmic reticulum to Golgi vesicle-mediated transport. Gene Ontology annotation, molecular function: SNAP receptor activity. The coding region runs from base 364 to 960 and encodes 198 amino acids.
UAGGCCGGAACUGUUGUGGACGUAGAUCCAUGUAGAAGCUAGGCCCCCUAAAAGUAAGCCAGCCAGUGAGGAUAAGAGAACUUUCUUGAUUUUGGAUAGUCUUAAGUUCUAAAGAUUUUAAAUUACAAUUUGAGCGUUUGCAUACAUGGGUCAAAUUUAAGGUGUUUGUUUUAACUACGUGUUUAUAGCUUUGUAUCGAGGAGAAGUAUUAAGAUUUUUAGCUAGCUAACAUAGCCUACCAGGUUUGUGGCUAGCCGCCCGGCUAGCAGACUUAAAGGAAUAUUUUUACAUUUUCAUUCGACAUUACUUCAGUCAGCACAGUUUUUCUUGGAUACUGUAUCAAAGGUUGUCCUCCACAUCACCAUGAAACUGUACAGUUUGAGUGUCUUACACAAGGGAGCCACAAAGUCCAACCUGCUAAAAGCUGCCUAUGACCUGUCAUCCUUCAGCUUCUUUCAGAGAUCCAGUGUGCAGGAGUUCAUGACCUUUACCAGCGCACUGAUUGUGGAGCGGUCUGGUUUGGGAAGUCGGGCAUCUGUGAAAGAGCAAGAAUACCUAUGUCACGUGUACGUACGAAACGAUUCUCUUGGUGCAGUAGUGAUCGCGGACAGUGAAUACCCAUCCAGAGUUUGUUUCACUUUACUUGAUAAGGUAUUGGACGAUUUCUCAAGGCAAGUGGACCGUAUUGACUGGCCUUCCGGUUCCCCAGCGACCAUUCAGUUCAAUGCCUUGGAUGCCUACCUGGCCAAAUACCAGAAUCCCAAAGAAGCUGAUGCCAUGACGAAAGUCCAAGCCGAACUAGAUGAAACAAAAAUUAUCCUUCACAACACAAUGGAGUCACUCCUGGAGCGAGGUGAGAAGUUGGAUGAUUUGGUACAGAAGUCAGAGCACCUUGGCAACCAGUCAAAAGCUUUCUACAAAACGGCAAGGAAACAGAACUCGUGUUGUGAGGUGAUGUGAUGUCAGGGGGUGAUGCGACAGAUCUGACUCCUCCCAGCCGCCAUCUUUCUUUCUUUCUUUCUCUUUUUCUCUCCUCAAAUCUCUUUCUCCUUCUCUGUCUCUGGCUGGGGCAGACGCAUUACAGCUCUCAGAUGUCACGGAGGAAACGAGGGGGGAUAUUCACAGGAAAUGAAGACUUCUGAGGGAGAGGCAAUCACAAAACAACGGUUCAUAAGGGGUCACCAGGGGUCUGAUUUCCCAGAGUGCACCACACAUGUGCUGCUGCUUGUCUGGAGAGUUAGUUUAAGGGGGGUGUGAGUGCAGCCAGUGCAGUAACCUCAGGCCCUUCUCCCAUGGGCUGGACAGUGGAGUACAGGCAUCGCAUAGAGCGAGGGCCCAGUGACCCCCCCCCCCCCCCCCCCCCCCCACCGUGCCUUACUUUAGAUGGCCAUUUGUUUCAUGUGCAAAACACCCCAACCCUUCGCAUUCCACACAGAAAUGAACAGACAUGUGUAGAAAGCUGGCCGCCUAAUAUGCAAUGUCUGUAAUGUUAAGAAGCACUACUGCAUCUCCAUCUAGAUCAUAGGAGAGCCGAAAGUGUUCAGUGCAAUUUUAAAAGUGCAUUUGAUGGAACUCAAAACUGUAGUAUCGCUUUAAUGUGGUGGUGUUUUUUGUAUGUCGAGUUAAACUCUCAUUGUGAGAUUCGACUGAGUACAAUGAUUUUUUUUUUUUGGAUGUGUUGUAAACAGUGUAGUGUGCGUGUAAAUGUGCUGUAAGUCUUAAUGACCAAAUUUAUAGAUGGGACAGUCGACUGGAAAAUCAUGAUAAUCUUAAGAUGGACUGUAGGGGGUGGGGUAUUACACAAUAAAAAUGGUCUUAUAACGUCAGGUUUCCACCUGUUCUGUCCUAUAACAAACUGACAACAUACACUUCUUAAAGAUGUGCAUGUAUUUAACGAGUCACUCUUCACUCCAUCUUCCUUAAGCACAUGUGAAUAUCAUUGUAUUUUAUAUUUGCCGCCAGUGUUCAGGGUUUAGUGAAAUGUAAAGCGUCACAGCAGUGUGUGUGUGUGUGGUCACAUGAUGAAAUCAGUCCCCGCCCUCUCAUUGGAUGUUAAAGCUGUUGUCAGUAUUCUGUAUGGAUAUGGGCGGAUGUGUUUUAAAUGUCUACGGUGUUGUCAGGCACCUUGAAAUUCAGGUGAUUUAGCAGAUUGUUGCCUAAACUGCUUUUGGGUUUUGAGUACUUAAGAGAUGUAUUGUAUCAUCUCUUAUCCAGUUCAUUUAGAACUUCCAUUAGGAAGGAAUGGAAAGAGACUGAUGGGAAAUUUUUUAAUUCACUCAGAUCUGUCCCAUAAAUGGAGGUGCUUGAAGUUAGACUUGACUUCAUACCUCAGUUGAGGAAAACCCGAGGCUGAGCCAGAAAACAUCCUGUAGUGUGAAGUGUGUGUAUUUAUAAGUAAGCUCAUUAUUAUAAACUUGAAGCAUAAUUUCACAUGAAAAAUCUGUCCAGUCUGUCUAUUUAACUUGACGGUGCAGUAAGUUAGCCUCCACAGACACCCAGGAUAGUGGACAAGAUAGCCUCCAUGUUCUGAUGGAUAUAAUACAAAGCAAGGUUACUGGUGUACCCUGGAAACUUCAGUAGUAACCGCUGAUCUCCAAAAGAAUGCUUUACUGCAUGUAUUGCCUCUGAAGUCACAUAUUGUUUUGAGAUUACUGGUAACUACUGAUGUUACCUGGGUGAGCCAGAGACCUCCCUUCGUAGUAUCCCCCUCUGCCCUGGCGAAGCACGCCACUUUCCAGCUGACCGACAAUCUUGGCUGGAGCCUGACCGUGAGGGAUGUGGUGGUGCAGCAAUCACCUUGCAGAUGCCAAGCUGUCAACCCUCACAACAACACAAAUGAUCCACUGUGUGUUAAUUGUGGUUUGAGCCAUGCUUUGCGAAGAACCAUCUUGGGGAGUUAAAACCAUCACGCAUUAAGGCGAUUGGUUCCGCUUACAAACCCACCCACCCCUGAGAGAAACCACAAACACAGUUCCAUUGUACAGUUUUUUGCUCAAGAUCCAAAGUUAAUUUAUCCAUAACAUCAUAUACAUGUUUUGUGAUAGUUUCUGUGAAUCCCCUGUUAAAGCUCAAACAUUUCACUGUUGCCAGGCACAUUUACUAACAUCAAAACAGGUAUAUUUCCUUUGUCAUGUUCAUUUAACAUAACUCAUAUUGAUGGAAAUAGUCAUAUUCAUACAUAACUCAUAUUGAUACAGUAGAAUUACUACCUCAGUUGAGGGUUUUCAAACUGUACUCAAACUCUAAAUUGAGCUGUUAAGGCAUUCGUUGUUACAUCAGGCUUGUUAAGUUAACCAGGAACCAUUAACGUUUUUGUUAAGAUACACCUACAAGCAUAUAGACCCUUUCAACAAGGUAAACAAAAACAAUGCUUGAACGUUCUAUUUGGGCCCCAAUCUACUUCCUCUGCAUUAAGAUAACAUAUGGAAUGUUAAAAAGGAAGUCUUGUGGGGCCAACUAUGACGCUGAUAAUGGAACUCUCUUGAAAGGGUCCAUAACACACCAUUCACUCCAACAUUGCAGUAGCCCUUAGAGAUCUUGGGCCUAGUUACUGCCCUUAUGGAACCUUUGACAAAUAAUGGGCAAAUAGGUGUCUUUCUGUGAGUGGGUGUGUGUGUAGUCCUGUGCUUAUUUAAAUCAAUACAGAAAACUUUGUGACAAGUGUUUUGAACACAAGACUUGAUGUUCUGAUGAUGCAGUGCAGCAGUUUGUGUAUGUGUGCUUUGGUGUUUUUGUGUGUGUGUGUGUUAUCAAGGGGAUAUCCUCUACACCAAUUGCUUCAGGGGGACCUUCAGAGGUGCCUUUUUUUCUAUAAUUUGCCAAAUUGUAUUGGGCCAUUGCCACGCAACUUAAGUAGGGGUCCGUUUCCCCAAACCAUAGUUGCUAACAAAGUUAACAACUUUGUUGGUUGCAAUGCAAUUUCCCCAUUGUCAACCAACCAAGUUGCUAACAGGUUAGCAACUAUGGUUUUGAGAAACGCACCCCAGGGUAGCAACGUGAUUAAAGCAUUCCUAAUAUAACAGAUUCUAAAGCUGCUUGUAGCACAUUUCCUUAAUGUUGUGACAUUGUCUGAGUGGAUGGUUUAGAAAAGCAUAAGAUACGCUCCAAUGCACCUGACAUUUACUAAUUAAUUUUCUGCUCCUUCAAAAAGGUAUAAUAUGAAAUCA